This is a messenger RNA of Suillus discolor, 1037 nucleotides long. RefSeq lists its product as uncharacterized. The transcript is spliced from 3 exons. The record is from RefSeq and is a predicted model, not a curated record. The annotation marks the transcript as partial. Lineage: Eukaryota; Fungi; Basidiomycota; Agaricomycetes; Boletales; Suillaceae.
AAGAGGUGUACAGACGACUAGAACGCCGAAGCGCGCUACUUGGCUAGUUCUCGGUCUCUAAACGGUUUCCUCUUCUUAUAAUCCUCUCCUGGAGAUCUUCAGCAAAUCGCCGAGAUUCCUAUCGUUCUGUUUGGUUGUGACAAAGGCUUUUGUCACUUCCAUUGUCAGCUGCCGUCAGCUGCCGCAGCAGAGUUUCAACUACUCGCCGCACGGAUGGCGCGCACUCGAGUCGGUGGGAAGCGGAAAGGUCCCCAAGAUCCCACCAAAGAGGUUCGCAUCUAAGCUGCCAUCCAUGAUACCUUGACUGGUGUUCAUGGCAGUUUUCGCAGUGGUGCCAUAGCUCACAAUGUAUCCCCACAGACUGCGAGAUCGCGUGGCAGGCAAACACCGUACUCGACGCUCGUUCCUCAAUGAAUCCCAAGAAAAAGUACUAGUGGACUGGUGCCACCAUAACUCGGAUUCAGCAACCCCUCUACAUCCUCGAAAACUCCGUGCUCAUUGCUCAAAUACUGGAGAUGGUGAAAGUUUACCCUGGCAAGAAUUGGGUCCGCCGCUUCCUUCUCGUCAUGCAGAAAUCAUCGUUGCGAAACCCCGAGGCCUGGAUCUGAAACGGCUCACUUGGAAGAUCCUGACACUCGCAAAGCUCUUGCAGAUAACUCUCAUUUUCAGCGCUAUAUGGUUCGAAACGACGCACUGCAAGUACUCCUCUCCCCACGGCAGCCAACAAUAUGUUCUACCCACAGCCACCAUUUUUCCGCAAAUGCAAGGAUCUCUCCCCAUUCCGUAUCCAAACCACCUAUAUCAUGUUGAACCCGCUGCACUCUUAACAACCGCUCCUGGUUAUCACAGCCAUUGCUGUCUGGGCAUCCUAAUAGUCGCAGUUUAUAUUACUCCGGCAACCCGCAAUACACAUUCAAUUAGAUUACUACAUACUAGCCACUGGUACACUCCUAAUGUCUGAUCCACAACGUGUCGGCUGAAUGAUUGGAUCAUGUUUGGUGACGUAUCACAUGAAAGACAAGGUAUUUCGCUGCCGC